AUGCUUACCGAACAAUUUGUGGCCGCCAUAGCCGGCAGCACGAAACCCAACACCGGAGUCACAAAAGACCAGGGGAUCUUCAUUCACGAGUAUCAGCCUUUGGCGGCACAGCGACAUGUUUUCAAGAAGAGCGCGACUGCCCAGAACGGCAUUGCUCUGAGCAGCACUCACAUCUUCGCCGCGCAAACCGAAAAAGCGAUCGUUCAUGUGUACAGCCGGGAAAAGGGCAACCAAGAAGCUGUUGUGGCGUUUCCCGAGAGGAUUCACAGCAUUGCGCUCGCGGCGCAUGAUACAGUACUGCUGCUGGGCGCAGAAAGUGGAAGAGUGCUGGCUUGGGAGAUAUGUUCCGGUCGUUUCGUCUCUACAUCCACAUCGCACCUGCAGCCUGUGACAUCUCUCGUUGUCGAUCCUUCCUCGAAUUUCUUCCUUUCUGGCUCUUCAGACGCCAUGAUUCACGUAUGGGCGCUGCCUUCGAUCCUAUCCUUCUCACCAGAUACCUCGCGUUCGCCUGUACAUACUCUGUCAACGCACCGGGGACCCAUAUCAUCUAUAGCAUGCGGGCACAGCUCCAGCACCGCCAACAUUGCAGUAUCAAUAUCAGGCGACAAGACGGCUAUUGUGUGGGACUACCAGAACGGACAGGCGCUUCGUACAUACCUUCUACCAGAAACACCCACAGCAGUAGCCCUGGAUCCAGCCGAUCGAGCUUGUUUUAUUGCAUACGCCGAUGGCAGUCUACAGACAGUAGACUUCUACGAUGACAUCCAGAAAACGGCAUCAGUCGAUAUCUUAAGAGACACUUCAGCCUCACAUCGACCGGUGCAACCUCCACCAAAGACCAGGUUCGGUGCGGAUUCGCAGAAGCUCGGUGGGACACUCAGUCUCAGUCUGAGCUGGGAUGGCACAACUCUUCUUUCUGGUCACAGCAGCGGUAAAAUUGCUGCGUGGGACAUUGCGAAGAGCAACUAUCUUUCUACCUUGCUCAACUUGCCUGGGCCCGUGGCAAACCUGCAGUUCUUGCGUCCCACCGGGUUCUCGCAUACUAUCGAAUCUCGCUUCAAAGUUCAGACAAUCGUUAAGCCGAAACAAGAUGCAGGCCUGACAGGUAGCAGCAGUGGCUUGGUCCCUUCGAAUUACAACCUGAGCAUGCAAUUUACCGGUAGAGUGAACACUCCGGCUGUAACAGCUACAGAAAGACGAUCCGCCAAGACGAGUUCAUCUAUGGAGGCCCUUACCCAUCCUAGCUUCCCCGCUAGCAUGCUGGAAGAGAGUCUUGCAGAGUUGGAGUCAUGGGUUCCUGCGUCUAAGAGUGCUAGUGCUCCAGCAGCUAAGGUCGCGGCCUCAAGUCAGGAUGGCGAGGAGGAGGCAGAGCGACCGACCGCCGUUGACGCGUCGGAAGAUGAAGUCAAAGAGCUGAAGAAACAGCUUGCCAGCCUGCAGCGCAUUCAGAAGGUCACAUUUGCUCAGCUGGCGGAAUUGCGUGAAGGGAAAGAAAACAUCGUAAAGAAGGACACGGGUCGCGCCAGUCGUUCAAAAUCGAAAAAGAAAUCUGGAUCCACCAGCGCUGACGUGGAGAUGGACGACGGCGACGACAAUGUCGAGUCAUAA
Messenger RNA from Boeremia exigua, 1608 nucleotides. Its product is annotated as WD domain-containing protein. The record is from RefSeq and is a predicted model, not a curated record. NCBI's taxonomy places the organism in Eukaryota, Fungi, Ascomycota, Dothideomycetes, Pleosporales, Didymellaceae. The transcript is spliced from 2 exons. Bases 1 to 1608 code for a protein of 535 amino acids. Gene Ontology annotation, cellular component: nuclear pre-replicative complex. Gene Ontology annotation, molecular function: protein binding. Gene Ontology annotation, biological process: rRNA processing; DNA-templated DNA replication.